Messenger RNA from Notothenia coriiceps (black rockcod), 773 nucleotides. RefSeq names its product unconventional myosin-VIIa-like. The record is from RefSeq and is a predicted model, not a curated record. NCBI's taxonomy places the organism in Eukaryota, Metazoa, Chordata, Actinopteri, Perciformes, Nototheniidae. The transcript has 5 exons. Bases 18 to 773 code for a protein of 251 amino acids. Gene Ontology annotation, molecular function: protein binding.
UGUAGGAUCACCACGACAUGCUGCUGGAGAUCGAGAGAGACAAAGCCAUCACAGACAAGGUCAUCCUCAUCCAGAAGGUGGUUAGAGGAUUCAAGGACAGAUCUAACUUCCUGAAGAUGAGGAAGUCAGCUGUGUUGAUCCAGAAGACAUGGAGAGGGUAUCAGUGCAGGAAGAACUAUGGAGCUAUGCGAGCAGGCUUCUCCCGCCUCCAGGCUCUGGUUCGUUCCAGGAAGUUGUGUGCGUCGUAUCACGUGGCCCGCCAGCGAAUCACAGGCUUCCAGGGGCGCUGUCGUGGCUAUUUGGUGCGCCGCGCGUUCAGGCACCGGCUGUGGGCCGUCAUCACCAUCCAGGCCCACACCAGAGGUAUGAUCGCACGCCGGCUCUACAGGAGGCUGAAGGGAGAGUACCGCAGGCGUCUGGAGGCAGAGAAGAUGCGUCUGGCGGAAGAGACCAAACUGAGGAACCAGAUGUCUGCGAAGAGAGCGAAGGCUGAAGCUGAGCGCAAACACCAGGAGCGCCUGGCCCAGCUGGCCACAGAGGACGCAGAGCGGGAGAAGAAGGAGAAGGAGGAGGCUCGCAGGAAGAAAGAGAUGGUUGAGCAGAUGGAGAAGGCCCGUCUGGAGCCCGUCAACGACUCCGACAUGGUGGACAAAAUGUUCGGCUUCCUGGGGACGACCGCCUCUUUCCCCGGACAGGAGGGACAAGCCCCCGCUGGCUUUGAGGUGAACAUGACACACUUUCCUCUCCCUCCGCAAAAUGAAAACAAACUAUAA